AUGCUGGGAGGAGCAGCUGGUGGCGAUCUGGGUGCCCUGCCUUUGGAGCAGUGGUUCUUUGAGAUGCCCGUCUGCACGAGAUGGUGGACCACUGCGACUGUCGUGACGGGCCUGCUGGUUCAAUGCCACAUCUUGACGCCCUUUCAACUCUUCUAUUCCUUCCGCGCCGUCUUUGUGAGGAGCCAGUACUGGCGUCUCUUCACCACCUUCAUCUACUUCGGCCCUCUAUCCCUAAACCUCCUCUUCCACAUCUUCUUUAUCCAACGAUACGCCCGCAUGCUGGAAGAAUCCGCACAGUCACAAGCACACUUCACCUGGAUGCUGGCAUAUGCUGCAACCACACUACUCUGUCUCGCUCCCUUGGUGUCUGUCGUCUUUCUGGGUUCCAUCCUUAGCAGCACACUGGUCUAUAUCUGGAGUCGCCGACACCCAGACGUCCAACUUAGUUUCUUGGGCCUGUUCAUCUUCCGCGCACCGUUUUUGCCUUGGGUCAUGAUUGCGCUUAGUGUGGUUAUGCAUGGACAGUGGCCGAAAGAUGAGUUGUGCGGUAUUGCUGUUGGACAUGUCUGGUACUUCUUCAACGACAUUUACCCAGCCAACCAUAAUGGCUCAAGACCGCUGGAUCCUCCUCUCUGGUGGCAAAGACUGAUACGAGGCAAUGCAGUCGUGGAUGCCGAAAUCCGUCAACAACGUGCAGAUACCACUGCUGCUGUUCAAGUUCAAUGA
Aureobasidium pullulans EXF-150 is the source of this 726-nucleotide messenger RNA. RefSeq lists its product as uncharacterized. Gene Ontology annotation, biological process: endoplasmic reticulum unfolded protein response. The coding region runs from base 1 to 726 and encodes 241 amino acids. Gene Ontology annotation, molecular function: ubiquitin-specific protease binding; misfolded protein binding. The record is from RefSeq and is a predicted model, not a curated record. Gene Ontology annotation, cellular component: Hrd1p ubiquitin ligase ERAD-L complex; endoplasmic reticulum membrane. The transcript has 3 exons. Lineage: Eukaryota; Fungi; Ascomycota; Dothideomycetes; Dothideales; Saccotheciaceae.